AUGUGCGAAAGUUUUGAUUUAGGACUGCCACAUGUAAACAUGAUUCGGUCAUGGUAUAGUUCAAUGAACGGUGAACCAGGUUUUACAAAGGAUGCACUGACAGUUCUGAAAGCCAACGUUACUGGUGCAAAAAGAGAUAACCAAGUUGUUUGUGCACUAAUACUCGAUGAGAUGGCCAUACACAAGCAUGUCAAAUGGGAUGGCAACCAGUUCCGCGGUUAUGUUGACCUUGGCACAGGCAUCAAUGACGACUCGCUGCCCGAACCAACAGAUGCUCUUGCUUUUAUGGCAGUCUUGGUGAACUUACUGGUCUUAUUGGGGAGGAGAAAGCCAACUUGA
Paramuricea clavata is the source of this 339-nucleotide messenger RNA. NCBI's taxonomy places the organism in Eukaryota, Metazoa, Cnidaria, Anthozoa, Malacalcyonacea, Plexauridae. The record is from the annotation of a GenBank genome assembly.